UUAUCACUUUAUUUUUGCUUUAGUAAUAAAAUUUUAUAAAUUAAUAUCCAGGCAGUUAUGUCAAAGAAGCGUGUCUCUUCAUCAUCCUCAACUCAUGGUAAAACAGCAAAGUAUAUCGAUGUACCAGUGUUGUCUUUAGGUGAUGUGAGAGAAGAAUUGUCACAAGCUUACAAUGGCGGUAAGGAUUACACUCAUGUUUCAGGAGUACAACUGUUCAACACACCUUUUCAAUGUUGUGUGAUCAGAGACUUCAUCAAUGACAAAGAUUUCGUUCAAAGAUUGAAAGAUGAUCUGCUCGCUUUAAAUUUCAACUCGAAAGAAACUGAUUUAUUUCAGUUCCACCAGACAGAUGAUCUUAUAGAUUGUAAAGUGGAAACGGUGGCCGAAAUCAGAAAAGUUUUAUUUAACGACGUUCGUCGAUGGGUGGCUGAUGUGAAAGGAAUUGAGUUGGACACUAAAGUGGAUCUAUCGUGCGCAAAAUACAGUUAUACAGAUUUUUUGCUGUGUCAUGAUGAUAAACUUGAAGGACGUCGUAUAGCUUUUAUAUACUAUCUUGUACCUGAUGAUUGGACGACGAACGAUGGAGGUUGCUUCGAUAUGUUUUCAACUGACGACGAUGGACAACCGAGCGAAAUUAUUCGUUCUAUUGUUCCGGCUUUUAACAGUUUUGUAUUUUUCGAAGUCACAGAUAAAUCUUUUCACCAGGUGGCUGAGGUUAUUUCGAAAGACAAACAUCGCCUCACUAUUUCUGGUUGGUUCCACGGUAAACACGUGACUACAGAGAGUUCAUCUGAUCCACCUAUGAGCGUAAAAACAUCUCCAGCCCUUCCCGAAAAGGACGAGUUGUUACUAGAAUGGAUUAACCCGACUUAUCUCACACCGGAUAUAGUGGAUGAUAUUUCCGAACAGUUUGAAGAGGAAUCGGAAAUACAGUUAAAAGAUUUCCUGAAGGAAGAAAAAAUUUCUCUUGUACUAAACGAGCUGUCGAAUAAUUCUGAUUGGGUAAAGAAAGGACCCGCUAAUCACAGAUGCUACUGGUGUCUACGAGACGAAGAACAGGCAUCAGAGAACGUGAAACAACUACGAAAAUUACUGGCUUCAAAGCCCUUUUUUAAAUUGUUAACAAAACUGUCCGGAUUGGAGCUGGCUUUGUUGGACGAGGAAGAAAAUGAUAUUGAAAAAAAGAACGCGGUCCCGCCGCUGUGCUCUGUUCAAGUUCGAAAAUGGGAGCGAGGUUGUUAUACGCUGUUACACGACGAAGCUCCUGCUGGAAAGGAGUACACGUUAGAUGGUGUUUUGCAUUUGAACCACCACGACUUAGAUGAAAGUGAAGACGAAGCUUCUAUCAACUAUAUCGCCAAAGAUACCGGUCAACAAAUUUUAGCUGUCCACCCGUUGACGAAUUGUUUAUCUUUGGUGUAUCGCGAUGAAAAGACGAGUCGUUUUUUUAAAUAUAUAAAUCACACAUAUGAGGGAUUACCACCGAUGUAUGAUGUAUCACUCACAUACAUGGAAGGGGAAUAAAAUAUAUGAAAUUCA
Messenger RNA from Hydractinia symbiolongicarpus, 1539 nucleotides. RefSeq names its product prolyl 3-hydroxylase OGFOD1-like. Gene Ontology annotation, cellular component: cytoplasm. The transcript is spliced from 14 exons. Gene Ontology annotation, biological process: peptidyl-proline hydroxylation; regulation of translational termination. Bases 58 to 1524 code for a protein of 488 amino acids. The record is from RefSeq and is a predicted model, not a curated record. Gene Ontology annotation, molecular function: iron ion binding; peptidyl-proline dioxygenase activity; L-ascorbic acid binding. NCBI's taxonomy places the organism in Eukaryota, Metazoa, Cnidaria, Hydrozoa, Anthoathecata, Hydractiniidae.